Molecule: messenger RNA, 1278 nt
Organism: Truncatella angustata
Lineage: Eukaryota; Fungi; Ascomycota; Sordariomycetes; Amphisphaeriales; Sporocadaceae
Exons: 1
Coding region: 259-1251 (330 amino acids)
Molecular function (GO): oxidoreductase activity
Source: RefSeq, a predicted model, not a curated record
CUCACAAGACCCCGUGAUCUCUAUGAUAGUCGAACAAUACUACUCCUACUGCGCUAUCAUUGCCUUCUUAAGACAUGCCCAAUCACUGAAUUGCCGGCUAUCUGUAAUUCUGAAAGUGACGAUUGGGCCAAAGAUGAGGGGGUACUCGAAAUGCAUUACAAUGCCUAGCCGGCCAUCUGGAAGUCCGCAGUCCCCCAACUCUUGGGACCGGCAGAUGUUCAAACUUCAAAUUUGGAGGCGACCACGCCUACACUAUCGAUGCUUUUGUACUGCACUGUCACAUUAGCAAUGCCUCUUUUCGACAGCUCCAGCCCGGCAAGCUGCAGCACAGCUCAACGUCUAUCUGACGUUUCGCCUACAUCUACAAUGGCGACGAUGGUUUCUGAUAUGGCGAACAAUGCACUUGAUGAGUCGACUGCAGUGAACGAACACCAGGAAAAACACGACGUGGCAACGGAACUGAACUAUUGGGACGACCCAGGCGAUGGCUCUCGCCCAACACCCAUCUAUAUAGGUAAGGGACACAUCACAAAUGAGCGACCUCAUCGCCCUCACCGCUUUGUGGUCUCGGAUGUGAGUGGCGAUGAAGAUCGCUACACUCUUGACAGUCACGGUUUUCAGUACAUCCGCCACGAGAGCAAGGAGAAAGACUUCGUGGACGAGCAAAGGAUCAGAGCCGAGUACUAUCCAGAGUGUGCUCAAGCUUUGCAAGAUGUGACGGGAGCCAGUCGCAUCCAUGUCUUCAAUCACAAGGUGAGAAGGGGACCGACGCACUGGCAUCACCUGGGGCUGAAGAACCUGGCGAACCGUGGGCCCGUCACCAAAACCCACGUCGAUCAGUCAUACGAUGGAGCUGAGAAGCGGCUGAGAUGGGAGCUGCCAGAAGAAGCUGACGAGCUCAUCAAAAAGCGAUAUCAAAUCAUCAAUGUCUGGCGCCCCAUCAAGACGAUAUACAAGGAUCCUGUUGCCGUGGCAAACGCGAACUCGGUCCCAGACGCGGAUCUGGUUGGGGCGGAGAUGAUUGAAGAUGGCUUUCGUGGAGAGUCCUGGGUAGUGAGGCACAAUCCUACACAUCACUGGUAUUACAAACACGGGCUCAAGACAGAUGAGGUACUUCUAAUUAAAUGCUUCGAUUCGGAUAAAUCGGUCGCCCGCCGGGCGCUGCACUCGGCAUUCGAAGACCCCGCUUACUGCAGUAUGGAACACCGGCAGAGUAUUGAAGUUAGAUGUUUGGUAUUUUAUGACACGUAGAGACGAACUAUGAAAAUAAUUUGAGAC